Xenopus tropicalis (tropical clawed frog) is the source of this 1743-nucleotide messenger RNA. Its product is annotated as matrix metalloproteinase-18. Bases 22 to 1413 code for a protein of 463 amino acids. Gene Ontology annotation, cellular component: extracellular matrix. Gene Ontology annotation, biological process: proteolysis. The transcript is spliced from 10 exons. The record is from RefSeq and is a predicted model, not a curated record. Lineage: Eukaryota; Metazoa; Chordata; Amphibia; Anura; Pipidae. Gene Ontology annotation, molecular function: metalloendopeptidase activity; zinc ion binding; metallopeptidase activity.
CAUCGGAGCAAAUCUGAAAGCAUGAACGUUGAGGUUGUAGCAUGCACCAUGAAGUCCCUGACUGUUCUCUGGCUGCUCUUUGCAACACGCUGCACAGCAUUCCCUGUUGGAACCUGGACAGACACUGAUGGGGGAGAUGGCUAUUUUUCAGAAACAGGUGAAAUCCAUCAGUCAAGAAGUUUAGCUCCCAGCACAUCUUCAGACAAGACGGGUCAGACGCAAAACUUUUUUGAUUUGGACAUUAAAGGAAGACUGGAUGAAGAAACCAUAGACAAGAUGCAAAAACCAAAGUGCGGUUUCUCUGAUGUAGCUGAAUUCAGCUUUUUCUCUGUGAAGCUAGUGUGGCAGAAUAAGAACCUGACAUACAAGAUUCUGAAUUAUACAACAACCAUGGCUAAAAAUGAGGUGGACUGGGCAAUCCAGAAAGCUUUCAAGAUCUGGAGCGAUGUCACCCUUUUUACAUUCACCAGAAUCUAUGACAAUGUCUCUAAUAUUGAGAUUUCAUUUGUAUCCCGAGAUCAUAAUGACCAUCAUCCUUUCGACGGCCCAUCUGGCAUACUGGCACACGCAUUUGCACCUAAAAAUGGACAAUUACAUUUCGAUAAUGAUGAAAAAUGGACUAAUGGGUCUCAUGGUGAAAACCUGUUUAACGUGGCCACCCAUGAAAUUGGCCAUUUGCUUGGACUCUACCAUUCUAACGACUCAAACGCUGUUAUGUAUAAAUUUUACCGUGAAGUUGAUCCUAAUGCAUUACAGCUUUCAAAGGAUGAUAUUGACGGCAUACAAUCCCUCUACGGUGUAAAAAAAAAUCCUGUUCAGCCUGCGGCACCAAACACCACAAAUAAUUGCCUCCCAAAUAUAACAUUUGAUGCAGUUACAACUCUGAGUGGGGCAAUUCUGUUCUUUCAAGAUGGACAUUUUUGGCGCAAGAUCCCCCAGAAUGCCAAAAUUGAUCUCCUAUCCAUCAGCUCAUUCUGGCCUCCCCUGGCAAAUGGCAUUCAGGCAGCUUACGAAUAUCCAAAGAAAAAUCGAGUUUUUCUCUUUCAAGAAACAAAAUACUGGGCUCUAAAAGGUUAUGAAAUGGAGAAGAAUUACCCUAAAAACAUCUCUGAACUUGGAUUUCCCCGGACUGUACAUAAAGUAGAUGCUGCUGUUCACGAUGAAGAAACAGAGAAAACGUAUUUCUUUGUUGGUGACAAAUACUGGAGUUACGAUGAACAAAAAUCACGAAUGGGCAAAACCGAUCCUCAAAACAUUACUGAAGGUUUCCCGGGUAUUGGAAACACGGUUCAAGCAGCCUUUAAGUAUAAUGGAUCGCUGUAUUUUUUCAAUGAAGAUCAACAGUAUGAAUACAACAUGAAGAAGAAGAAAGUCACUCGUCUGCUGAAGACCACUAGUUGGUUCAACUGCUAAUCAGAAAAUGGUGGACAUUAUACAUCCAAGAGUUUCAAAGACAUCACUUUAUUUUCUGUAUUAUUUACUUAUAGUUCAAAUCUGAAUAAGAUUCUGAAACUUUUCCUAUCUUGUAUGCUUUACUUAAAUACAAACACAAUGUUUAUGUGCUGUGUGACAAUAGACUUUCUGUGUAGAUUUGUGCAGAAAGGCCAUUUCUGUUUUAUUUGUAGUUUAAUUGUACAGCCUUCAAAAAGACAUUAAGGAUGCUUUAUUAUUUGGGAAUGACACAAAAUGUACCUUAAAGUCUUGGCAUUUUACUGCCAAUAGAUUUGCCACAUUAGUGCCACC